Trifolium pratense (red clover) is the source of this 1669-nucleotide messenger RNA. RefSeq lists its product as uncharacterized. The transcript has 3 exons. NCBI's taxonomy places the organism in Eukaryota, Viridiplantae, Streptophyta, Magnoliopsida, Fabales, Fabaceae. Bases 270 to 1277 code for a protein of 335 amino acids. The record is from RefSeq and is a predicted model, not a curated record.
AACGUCACAUGGUAUCCUUUUCUCACAGCUUCAAAUCUAAGUUACCACCAAACCAAACCAAACCAAACCCAACCCACUUCUCUCUCUCUCUCUCACUUUCAACACGGUCGGUGCUUACGGCGUCGUUUUCAUUUCGUUUUAGUUUCACCCUCAUAAUCUUUAUUUCACAAUCCCAAUCAUCAUUAUCUUAAUCCAUUCACUAAUCUCCAAUCACAACCAUAACAACACCUUCACUGAACACUUCACUUCAACCUCUUCUUUUUUCUUCAAUGGGUAACUGUUGGACUAAGUCGGAGAAAUUAACGGCUGAGAUUAUACCUCACGAUGGAGCUAAAGUCUAUCCAACGGUCCGUCUAUACGGUUCACCAAAAAGCAUUCUCGCAGCAUACAUUCGUUUCUCUCUUCUUCAAAAAUCCGUUUCAUUUGAAUUCAUUCCUUCUAACGCCACUCUCAGGGAACAUAUUCAAGGACCCGACCCGGACGGACACGUCACUCUUCGGGUUGGAUCCGAAGUUGUUUCGGGUUCGCGGGAGACACUGUUACGGUUUAUUGACGCACGGUUUCCGAAUCUGACGCCGGUGGGUGGCGGCGGAGGUGGUGGUGUGGAGGAAGGAACAACGCCGGUGAUGGUGACGGUGACGAGACUGCAGCAUAAGAGUAUGUUGUGGCAUGUGGAGAGGGUUUUGAGGUGGGCGGAGGAUCUUGUGACACGUGGCGGGAAGAAGGCUGUUGAUCCUUCUGUGGGAACUCCUGGGAUGGAGAUUAAGAAAUUUGCGAGAAGUUAUUCGGAGCUGUUGGAGGUUAUGAUGGAACAUGCUCAGAUGGAAGAGACUCUUCUCUUCCCUUUCUUUGAUGCUGCUGAUAGAGGGCUUUGUAAAGCUGCAAAGGAGGAACAUGCUAGGGACUUACCUCUCAUGAAUGGUAUCAAAGAAAUCAUAAAAUCUGUUGGUGUUUUAGGCUCAGGUAGCCGUGAUUUUCAAGAGGCCUUGUACAAUCUUUCUGCUCGCCUCAAGUUAUUGCUGGGCCAGUGCAAACAACAUUUCAGGGAAGAGGAAGUGGAAUUACUUCCACUAAUGGAGGCAUUAGAGUUAAGCAAAGAGCAAGAAGAGAGUGCACUAGAUCGAUGUUUUGAUGUGAUGCAAGGAACACAUGGUCGUUUGUUGAAGUUUUUUCUCGAAGGGCUUCAACCUCGUGAUGCUAUGAAGUACUUAGAUUUGAUUAGCAUGUGUAGUAACAAAGAGAAAAUGGAAUCAAUGCUUCAAAUAAUAGUUAAGUGAAAAAUAUUGUUAGCAAACUCAAUCAUCACAUACACAUGGAUGAUCUGUGAAACUUGCUUUGUUAAUAGAUGUAACAUUGUUUUGUUUUUUAGUUGAUUCUUCUAGUGGAAGCACCCAACACUGCACACACUGCACAUGAUAUGGGACAUUCUUCUUCAACAUGUUAGCUUGGCCUAUUGAUUAGGGGAACAAAAAGUAGUGAUAGUAUUUGGAAAAGUAGGGUAUUCUCUUUUUUCUCUUUUCCUCUUUUCCUUGUGAUAGUUUGGAUAAGGUUGUCAUGAAUAUAUUCCUCAGUAAUCCAAAGUAUAUGAACUCAAAUUUAUUCAAAAAGUAUUUGAGUAUACUAGUUUGUUAAAUUGCUUGUGGAUUGGUAAUAAAAUAGUUUGUUAAAA